Messenger RNA from Lytechinus variegatus (green sea urchin), 4292 nucleotides. It is a transcript of the gene rrp36, whose product is annotated as ribosomal RNA processing protein 36 homolog. The record is from RefSeq and is a predicted model, not a curated record. Gene Ontology annotation, biological process: maturation of SSU-rRNA from tricistronic rRNA transcript (SSU-rRNA, 5.8S rRNA, LSU-rRNA). The transcript is spliced from 10 exons. Bases 98 to 823 code for a protein of 241 amino acids. Lineage: Eukaryota; Metazoa; Echinodermata; Echinoidea; Temnopleuroida; Toxopneustidae. Gene Ontology annotation, cellular component: nucleolus; 90S preribosome.
GAUUAUUCUAUGCAUGCGGCAUGCCCGAUUUAUACAGUGCCGGUGGCUGUGGUUUCUGAAUAAAUCUCAAACUAAGGUCGAGUUCUGUUGAUCAAGAAUGGCAGAAAAGAAUUCUCAUGGACUUGGUAAAAGACAAUCAGAUAGUGAUAAAUUGAAAGCAAUCAGAAAAGAACUCUCAGAAGUCCCAUUUGGUGAAUUACAGAAACUGCAAGAAAAAAUUGGAUCCAAAAAGUACAAUGAAGCCCUAUUUGGCAAACAGGAGCAGAAAUCCCAUGAUGCAUCUAAACCAUUCAAACGUGCCAAUAAGAACAGACCACGUGAAGAAUCUUCUAAGAAACCUGUAUCAAGAUUCAGGAAUGUGGUAGAGGUGAAGAAACAGAUGGCAAGAGAUCCUCGGUUUGAUGAUCUGUCUGGAGAUUUCAGGGAAGAAACAUUUGAAAAGAAUUAUCAAUUUCUUUCUGACAUCAAGGAAAGGGAGAAAGGGGAAUUGGAGAAGUCAAUGAAGGAAACUAAUGAUCCUCAGAAGCAACUCAAGAUUCAAAGAUAUCUCUAUAAAUUGGAACAACAAGAAAGGGCGAAGAACAAGAAAAACAGUGCCAAGGAGUUGGAAAAGAAGUACAUGAGAAAAGAGAAGGAACUUGUCAAACAAGGGAAGAAACCAUUCUUCCUCAAGAAAUCUGACAGGAGAAAGUUGGAGCUUGCAGAGAAAUUCAAAGCACUGAAGAGGAGCGGGAAGGUUGAUAACUACCUUGCGAAGCGGCGGAAGAAAAAUGCUCAGAAGGACCGGAAGAAGAUGCCUUCCCUUGUUCAUGAUGACAGCUGAUUAUUAUGACAUGAGAUGAAUUAACUACCUGUGUGCAUCUCACCGCAUGGGCUGCUCUGAUGGAAGGAGAAAAAAGUUUUGAUUCCUUUCUUAACCAUGUUGCAUGAUGGAAUAUGAUAGAAAAGGACAUUGUGAAUGAAGGCACUAUUCUACAACUUUGGUGCAGUACAGCAAUGCAUUAUUCUAAGACAUCAAGCUUACACGAACAUUGGAGACCAAGAAACAUAUCACAAGAUAGAAUCUGUGUCAGUUGUGAAGAAAAGAUUAAUGUUUGCACUAAUUCAAGUUUGUUACAAGUGGCAUUGCAGACACCAUUCUAUACUACCACUGCAGUCCAGACAUAGUACUUGGGUGCCAUGUGAUUCUCCCUGUAUUCUCUCGCCAUAGGUAUGGGGCGUUGCCGCCUGGUAAUAAGACUUACAAUUAUGGUAACUUUGCGGUUAUAUCAACUACCAUGGUAACAGGGCUCAACAGCCAAUCCAAAUCAAGUUUCUAUGAUAGUUACCAUAAUGGCAAGUUUAAUAUAGCUGUAGGUCUAUAUUAUAUGAAGCAGGUCCAUGGUCAGCUUCUAAUGACCAAGGAUGAUACUUCAGCAUUAUUUGACAUCACAUGAUACAUGUAGUAAGGUUUCAAGUACAUAUAUAGCUAUUAUACCAAGUUAUUUUACUGUAACUGUUAUAAUACAUAUCUUAGAAAUGAAGGUAUUAUAGUUGUAAUUGUAUAGAUGUUAUCCUAGAUCUAUUGCCUUUUAUUAGCUUCUCUGAUUUGAAGGUAAGGAAAAACUAAUUGUACAAAUGGGCAGGAUUGCAACAUCAGCGCACAAAGGGUUAAGAAUCUGUUUCACUGACGCAAGCAUAUCUCUGCUCUUUCAUCCACUGAUCAUGAACACAUGCUAUAAAUGCCUGAACUGUGGUUGACAAAAUCUUUUUCUCUAUUAAUUUCAACAUACAGUAUCAUGAAUUAACAGAUUUUUCACAGUCUCCCACUCUCCUGCUGAAGCCUUGAUUUAUCUGUUUGUCUUCUGAUUAAGAUGUAUUUUCAUGCUCUGAAAAUGCAAUUAAAAUAAUAUGUGACAUUAAUCAUUGUUGUCUUACUUUUGAAAGUUUUUAUAUAUCACUUCAGUUUUUUUUAUUAAAAAUAAUCAGUUUCACAUUAAAAAUAAUUUGAUGAGGUUUCCUUUUUCUCAAGCUCAGAACUAGAGCGUGUAAGUUGAUUCAUUACACAAGAAAUUUAUGAAUAUAAUAACCAGAUCAGAAAAGAUGUUGGACUUCUUAAUCACCAGACAAUAAUGAUCAGGAAGUUGUGCAGGGGUCUGUUGCAGAAAGAGUUGCAUUCAAACGCAAGUAAAAAAAAAUCAAUGCAAGUCCCAAAUACACGCCGUUGAUUGGUUGAAAAACAAGUUGCGAUUUAUUGCAACUCUUUCUGCAACGGGCCCCUGAUCAGAUAUUGAUUUUAAUGUUGUUCAUCUGGUAUGAUUGUAUUAUGUAACACAAUCUUAUGCUAACAAAUGGCUGACCUCACACUUGGGUCGAUUAUUACAAAAUAAAUGUUUCUUUUUAUGAGAUCAGCAACAUGAAAUUCAUAUCAAGCAAGCAUAUAAAAGAUGCAUCAGGGUGAUAUGAAUAUAACCGGUAGUAGGACUGUAGAAUAAGAAAUGUUCAGAAUCUUAUUUUUUGUCAAUAAAGAAAAAUUUCGGAAAAGGUUAAUAGCAGUUGGUUAUUUUUGGCAAUUAUGUUCACCUAUAUAGGGUUCCUAUUCACUCUAUAUUAUUAUGGGAUGCAUCAUUUCUCCUUCCACACCGGCAUGAUGAUGAUUACUUUUCACAAAAUUUAUGUUGGUGGAGGGAGAGAAGGAACCUGAAUGGGAAGCCUGUGAUGUUGACCUUAAAAAAAAUUUGUAAUAAUUUGUUGUAUGCAAGGGUACAUAGGAUUCUAGCCAGAAAUAUGGCCAUACAAAGAUUUUUAUUCCCUCCGGGGGGGGGGGGCAUGUGUAAACGAUAUUGAAAAAAAAAUAGUGAAUUGACCGAACUUGUCUUAAGGGCACUUUUGCAUUUUCUAAAGUAAAAUUGAAAGAUUGUGUGCACACUUUUGGUGAAGUUUGUUGAAAUAUUCAGAUAAAAAACAAGUUUUCAGAGUUUCUUUUGGGGCAACUGCCCCCUGCUCCUAUGCUGCAUACAUCCAUGUCUAUAAGUAUGCUAUUGUUGAGAAGGAAACCGGACAUUUCAUAAUGUCUUGUCUUUAGGGCAAAAACAAAAAUUCUAGAUUUUUCCUUGUCACUAUCCAUCUUAAAUGAUUAUACUCAUAUUUGUAAUAUGAUUUAUGAAUAGGGUAUUUCUAGAAAUAGGGUUGUGACAUUACCUUCCAAAAUAUCAAUUUGAAUUGUUCAUCAACAAGAGAACCCACCUACCAAGUGACAAAACUUGCAAUUGUAAAUAACUUGACUUUAUUAACACAUAACAUGGUAAGCAUUACAUUUGGCUUUUUUAAGUAUUGCAAAAUUUAUACAGGAACAGGAGAAACACCCAUUGCAUUUGCAUUUGGAAAUAAGCAUAAUCAUUUAAGAUGGAUAGUUACAAGAAGAAAUCUAGAUUUUUUUAUAACAUAUAUUUUGACCAUGCUUGAUUAAUAUUUCUUGCCCUGUGCUCUUACAGGUACUGCAGUGCAGGCAUGAAUAUUUAAAUGUGUAAUGGAAUAUUGUUCCACACUCCAAAACCUAUUCAGAGGGGCACUUACUGCAUUUUUUCCAAAAUGAAAAGAAUUUUGUCAAGAUGACAAGAAUUUCAUUAAAAGGUUAUUAAAAUUCAUGUAAGUUGAUCAGAAUAUAGCUCAGACAUAGGGAGGGUGGAUGAUCCCCCAAAUGAUGUAUAUUUCUGCCAUGGAUGGUGAUGAAUUGUAUGUUUGAUGAACACUAAAAUGUAGGCGAAUGUGGUGUGCUGUUGAGAAAGAGAUGGGGGGGGGGGGGAGCAAGAGGGGUUGCAAAUGAAAAUAUUGAGACUGAGAGUGGAGGAGAAUGAACAAGUGAAAAAUGUCAGGUGGGAGAUAGCCUUGAACUUUAUUAUCACAAGGCCUGUUUUAGUUUGAAUCUAUGUAAUAAUAAAGCUUUAUCAGCUUAAGAGCAAGCAACAUGCUGCUUUAGAUCACUGGUAUAUGGGGAGCACUGCUUCCCACCCCAUUAGUUUCAUGAUCAAGAAUAAAUGAAAAGAAAUGAAAAUGGUUAAAAUAAGAUGUCAAAAUAUAUCAAUUGGUACUGGAAUCCAAAGCCACAGGAAGUUGAACAUUUAAACACUUGAGGUGAAAGAAGCAUAAUGCCUGAAUGGACUCAAUAGCAGUAGAGCCAUGAAUGACCAUCUCAAUUCCAUUGGUUCUUUUUUUCAUUUUGUGACUUUGGAUUCUGGAAUUGAUUUGAGGGGCUACAGCCUCUUUGUUAUUAAACCAAUCUCUUAAUUAUUGACAUACAUGUGCUUAAUAAA